Molecule: messenger RNA, 249 nt
Organism: Entrophospora sp. SA101
Lineage: Eukaryota; Fungi; Glomeromycota; Glomeromycetes; Entrophosporales; Entrophosporaceae
Source: the annotation of a GenBank genome assembly
AUGGAUCAAUUAAAAGGUGUAAAAGGAUGGCUAGAUUCAAUAAAUAUUGUAUAUUAUGAAGGGACACCAAAUUUGAGUUGGAAUCAAGAUGUAGCAGGAUUUCAUAAAGAUUGGUUGGUAUUCUUAGCAAAAAUGGAUUCAGUUGGUGAAUUUAAACCAACUGAGAGUGAAGAUUUACAAGAGGAAGUUGCAAAAAGAAAACGAGAUGUUGAAACACAUUCAUUAGCACUAGAGAAUGUUCAAGAAUGA